Messenger RNA from Vitis vinifera (wine grape), 752 nucleotides. RefSeq lists its product as uncharacterized. The coding region runs from base 106 to 594 and encodes 162 amino acids. Lineage: Eukaryota; Viridiplantae; Streptophyta; Magnoliopsida; Vitales; Vitaceae. The record is from RefSeq and is a predicted model, not a curated record. The transcript is spliced from 2 exons.
UGUGUUACAGAUGGUUUUUUGUAUAAAAAGAUUGUCGAAGGGAAACGUGUGUUUAAAUUUUUGUUAGGUUUGAACAAAAAUCUUGAUGAAAUCAGAGGAAGAAUCAUGGGAGUAAAACCCCUACCUAGCCUCAGAGAGGCAUUCUCUGAAGUCCGUCGCGAAGAAAGUCGGAAAAAUCUCAUGAUGGGAUCCCAUCAACAACUGAAUAUGGCAGAAAGCUCGGCUCUUAAGACUCAAUUCGCUCCUUUUGACAACUGUCAAAAAAUUAAAGGAGGUAGACCUUGGUGUGAUCAUUGCAAAAAGCCGGGACACUCAAGAGAAACUUGCUGGAAGAUUCAUGGAAAGCCAGUAGAUUGGAAGCCAUGUCAACCACUUGAGAAAGAAGGACGAGGCAAUCAUGUGGCUACCGAUGAACAAUCGCCACAACCUGAAGCUAGCCCUUUUAAUAAGGAGCAAAUGGAGAUGCUUCAGAAACUACUGUCUCCUCUUUUGUCAGUACAGUCACAAACUGGCUCAUCUUCCAACCAGGUCAUUGGUUCCGGAACCUUGGCUCACAAAGGAUUUGGAUUCGGGGAAGACGAUUGGCAAUGCUGAGGAAUGCUCUGGACUCUACAUCCUUAAGGAGCGCCACGAUCCACAAGAACAACCUCAAAUGACAGUUGGUAGUAAUUCUUUUUCGGUUUCAUGUCAAAAUAACGAUAGUGCAAUUAGGUUGUGGCACUAUCGCUUAGGUCAUCCAAAUGUUAUGUAUC